AAAACAGUUAAACCUAAAAAAUGGAUUUCAAUCGAAGCUUCACAUCGAACCUCGGGAGCGCUGGAAGUGCUAAAUCACAACAGAGUAUGUUCAAAGCACUCCGCCGGCUUCAUGGACAGAACUUGGAGAGCCGAGGGCUUCAUGAUAUGACUGAAGCAUUUCAGUCAUUUGUCACAAGGGCACGGUUUUUCAGUAUUGGAAAAUUGAGGCGAACUUGGUCCCACUCUGCCGCAGAGUUUAUGAAAUAUCGACGACUUUUACCAAUGUUACUCGCCGAUGGAGAUGCAUUUGAUGGAGGAGAAACAGACGAUUUCGAUGCAUCUAUCGCUUUCCAACAUACUUCUCGUGAUGAUCGAAAAAUCGUGGUUUCGAAUAUUUCUGCUAAAGUCACCCAAUCACAGCUUCAAUCCUUCUUUUCUCAAUAUGGAAAAAUAACCAGCUGCAUUCUGCCUCGCGAAGAGAAAAAGACAUCAGUGUUCGGAACACUUCCAAAGCAUUCCAGAAAUUGUGGAACUGCUACUAUUACUUUUAAAAAGUCUGAGCAUGCUGAUCGCGCGAAAAAUGCGAAUCCUGAAGAGUUGAAGUUUUAUGAUCAAGUUAUGGUUGUCUCAGCUUAUGUAUCGAAAAAACGUGGAGGUAAAGGUCUCGUGCUCAGUGAUGAUGUUGGAAGUCGUGAAGAUACUCCAUUGUCCCGUGCUUCAUCUACACAGUCGUUAGCUUCAGGAUCCGAGCAAUCAUUCAAUUUGGGAAACGUCCCGGAUAAAAUUCUUAGAAGGGUCAUCUCAUUUUUACCAAUUCACGAAACAAUUCGAUUGGAACGAGUUAAUAAAAAGUUCAUGGAAGAAUCAAUUAAAUCCUGGGAACUUGUCAAUAAAAUUGCAUUGGCAAGAGAAACUGUAUUCAACAAGCAACGACCAAUGAGAACAAGUCAUCUUAAAGCGAUUCUUACUCGUGCUGGUGCACACUUGAGGUCACUUGAUGUUUCUGGAAUUGUGCAUCUUCUUGAUGAUCGCCGAGCACUUAAAGUCAUCGCAACAUGCUGUCCGAAUUUAGUUGAUCUUGAUAUUAGUGGAACUCAUGCUCAGGCUGAAGCUCUCGAAGAACUUGGAGAAUCACUUUCACAUUUAGAACAGCUAUCUUAUAGAGGAAUGGAAACAACUGGAGACAAGGCAUUCUACUUUUUACUUAAAAACUGUGGUCAUUCACUUAAAUUUGUGGAUUUACGAAAUUCAAAACGGCUCCACGGACGAUCAUUCAAAUUAUUCGGGUCACAACUGGAAAGUUUAUAUUUGGAUGGAUCAUCAAAAGUAGAUGAGAUGGCUUUUGAAGAUUUAUGCACCAGUUGUGGAGGUCUCAAAGAAUUACGGAUCAAUGAAUGCUAUAAAAUCACAGAUGAGAAUCUGAGUAUGAUCGCUAGAAGAAUGGAAGAUCUUUCAAUCUUAACAUUAUGUGGGGAUGGAUUCAAAAGUUUAACGUCAGCCGGAUUGAUUCAUAUUAGUCACAUGAGAAAUAUUACAGAAUUGGCCCUUGACUACAACGCUCUUGUUAAUGAUGAGCUUCUUAUCUCAAUAUCAGCUGGUCUACCGCUUCUUUCAUCACUCAGUCUUGCUAACGCUGGAAACGAUUCGUCGAUCACUGCAGAAGGAGUUUCAGCGAUUAAAAAUCUAAAAGAACUGACUCAGCUUGAUGCAUCGUCGCUGGCAGCUGUCAAUUCAAAAGUUUUAGAGCAACUGGGCUCACUGAAAAAGUUGGAAAUUAUUCAACUGAGAAAUUGCACAUAUCUUGGUGAUGAUGGUGUGCGUGCGAAGCUUAGAAUGCCAAAUAUCCGCCACGUGGAUCUAAGUGGUUCAAUUUUAGUAUCAAAUGACUCGAUUCAACAGUUUAUCAAAGCAUUCCCAUCAGGACCAAAGCUUCCACCAAUCACCCUCGUUGUCGGUGGAACUGCCGCUGAUGCUUCAAAGUUGUCAGUUCGAGGAUCAAGAGUAGUCGUCGACUUUUCCGAUUAUUCCACGAUUGUCACGAUGCAGACAAGCCAAUGUUCGUCAUCCAAGUUUGCCAUUGGAGGAUCAGCGUCAGACGCUGAAGGCUCGGAUGAUGAAUUUGAAGCAUUGACCGCACAAAGAAGUUUCUACAUUGAUGCUGUCUGUGGAGAAGAAGAAUCACCAAUUACAGACGAUGGAAAAUUGGCGGAAUGGGCUGAAAAAGAAGCAAGAAGCCUCGGGCUUAUUAAGGAUUAAAGCUUCAGAAUUUUAUCGAACGAAGGAAACAAUUUCAUCCGUUUUAUUGCAAUUAUAGGUUCUUAUUUAUUGAUAAUAACAUUUUUUGUCAUUUUCAGCAUUUUUCUUGUCAUUUUUUUUGUAACUAGUCUAAUGAAAUUUUCGAUUUC
Molecule: messenger RNA, 2386 nt
Organism: Caenorhabditis elegans
Lineage: Eukaryota; Metazoa; Nematoda; Chromadorea; Rhabditida; Rhabditidae
Gene: fbxl-3
Product: Putative RNA-binding protein EEED8.10
Exons: 11
Coding region: 21-2237 (738 amino acids)
Molecular function (GO): RNA binding; nucleic acid binding
Source: RefSeq, marked reviewed